Messenger RNA from Solea senegalensis (Senegalese sole), 1278 nucleotides. Its product is annotated as probable G-protein coupled receptor 34. The coding region runs from base 106 to 1239 and encodes 377 amino acids. The transcript has 3 exons. The record is from RefSeq and is a predicted model, not a curated record. Gene Ontology annotation, cellular component: membrane. NCBI's taxonomy places the organism in Eukaryota, Metazoa, Chordata, Actinopteri, Pleuronectiformes, Soleidae. Gene Ontology annotation, biological process: G protein-coupled receptor signaling pathway. Gene Ontology annotation, molecular function: G protein-coupled purinergic nucleotide receptor activity.
GCCCAGCUUCACCGGGGCCGAGUUUUCUUUGGACGCCAGCAGGACACAGUGAGGCUGAGGACGAGAAGACCAAGACAGACGGAGCUGAAGAUCAGAUAAACCACCAUGACUGAGACGAACUCCACCUCCUCCUCCUCCUCCUCUGAGUCUCUCUGCGUGGAUUAUGGAGCUCUGCAGAUCCUGCUGGCGGUUCUCUACUCCAUCAUCUUUGUCCUGGGUCUGGUCGGGAACGUGGUCGCCCUUGGCGUCUUCUUCUGCGUUCGUGUGAAGAAGAACUCGGUGCGCGUGUUCCUCAUCAACGUGGCCUUCGCGGACCUGCUGCUGGUGACGUGUCUCCCGUUCAGGAUCCUCUACCACAGCCGAGGGAACAUGUGGGACCUGGACCCGGUCCUGUGUACUGUGGUGGGAAACGUCUUCUACAUGAACAUGUACAUCAGCGUCACGCUGCUGGGGCUGAUCAGUGUGGAUCGAUACAUGAAGAUCCAUCGUACCGCUGGAGUCCAGCACAGACUGAAGUCCACAAAGUGGACCAGUGCUUUGUGUGCUCUCGUCUGGAUCACGUCCAUCACUAUUGGGUCAACGCUUAUGAUUUCAAAGAGUGACAUGUCACAGUCCAACAGGUGUUUCCACUAUAAGCAGCUACAUCACGCCAAGUGGAGAGCCUACAUCAACAUUAGCAUGCUGGUCGUGUUCUGGCUCGUCUUCUUCGGUCUGGUGGUGUCUUACGGCAAAAUCGCCACCAGUCUUCUGAGGAGGUCGCAGGACAAACCGGAUCUGCCCAACGUGGCUCAUUACGGUCGGACUGCCAGGAAGUCCUUCUUCGUCCUCUUCCUCUUCACCGUGUGUUUUGUGCCGUAUCACUUAGUCCGAGGCUUCUACAUCAUGACGCAGAUCACGGACAUGCCGUGUUACUGGAUCGGCGUGGUCGACAAAGCCAACGAGGUGGCGCUGCUGCUGUCGGCACUGAACAGCUGCCUGGAUCCUGUCAUGUACUUCCUGUUGUCGUCGUCGGUGAGGAAGGAAGUGACACGUCUGCUGAGCGACGUGUGUCGGGUAUGGGACGCGGUGGCGGUCGUGAGCGGGAGCAGCUCCACCGCUGAGAACGACAGCCGGAACGUCGCAGAACAGAGAGAACUCAGGCAGACGUCUGUCCCGCCGGGUCAGAACAGAAACAGAAGCAGUGACUGUAACCACGGUAACCGCAGCAGCAGUCACAUGACAUUUUCACCUCAUUACUGAUGUAAAAACCUCAGAAAAUAAAAUUCAUCAUUAACCAUU